This is a messenger RNA of Helianthus annuus (common sunflower), 5250 nucleotides long. RefSeq lists its product as uncharacterized. Gene Ontology annotation, molecular function: DNA binding. NCBI's taxonomy places the organism in Eukaryota, Viridiplantae, Streptophyta, Magnoliopsida, Asterales, Asteraceae. The transcript is spliced from 2 exons. The coding region runs from base 2856 to 3968 and encodes 370 amino acids. The record is from RefSeq and is a predicted model, not a curated record.
AAUCUUCACAAGAUUCACAAAUCUUAUCAAAUCUAUAUUAAAUCUAUACAAAAGAUUUAGAAGAUCUCUACAAUCUAUAUAUAUCCUUGCCUAUACCUGAUUUUAUCAAUAUACACACACAAAACAAAAUCCACUACUGCACCUCCUAAUUUCCCCCAUCUCCCUCUCGAGAUCCUCCUGAUACCCACAAAUCCAACAUCACAUAUGAGCAUUAUCUCUCUCAAAUACAUUCAACAUCAAAGCCAAACAUCCAAUUGUCUCCUCCUCUCCCACUCGACAACACCCACCCCCUUCUCUCGAUGACUGGCCAACGAGCCGGCUGCCGGAGCAACACCGGCCGCACUCACCACAGUAGCCCCCCCUCUUCCUUCAAUAACACCCGUAACCACCUCCCUUCGAGACCGAUGAAUGACCGACCACCAUCACCACAAUCUGUGUCGGCGAGAGAGAGAGACGACGGGAUGGAAAGAUCGAGAGGAGAAAGAGAUUGACGGCGACAAACCGCCGUCAGUGGCGGAGCCGCAACGGUGGUGGAGCGGCGACGGCGGCGGUGUAUGUUUUUGUUCAGUUCCGGUAUCUUCAAGUUUAGGUUCAAGUUAGAUGUCGGUUCAGGUGCGGUUCGGUUCACCUCAGAAUUCAGUUCAGGAUCUCGGGUCUUUUGGUUCAUGGUUCGGGUCAGUAUCGGCACGGUACAGGUGAACUCGGUUCAGUUUAGAUUUGACGGUGGUUCGGGGCGACGCUGGCAACGGCUGAACACGGCGGCAGUACCGCUGCUUACAGUGACGGUGGUAUGUUCUCUCGACAAAAUCUCCGUUAAGGACUUUCGGGUUUUCGGGUUAAACCCGGUUGACUCAGUCAACACCCGAGUCAACUCGGGUCAACAGCAGGUCGAACGUGGUCAAGGGCAGUCAACGAGUCGGUUCGGGUCAGUGGUUUCGGGUUAGAUUAUGAAGCAGAACAAAAUGAUGCUAAACUGGUCAAGCCUGAAGAAAAACUUCAGAAAAAGAGAAAAAGAGAAGAUAACUUCAGAAAAAGAGAAGAUGUAUAAGUGCAACCUGAAGAGAAGAUAACUUCAGAAAAAGAGGAGGCCAAUAAUGAUUUUGCUGCAUUUAUGACCGAUUUGAGCAAAGCUACCGGUGAUGUAAAUUCAAAACCAGUAAGUUCUACCUACAUAAGUUUCAGUGAAUUAAGAGGUACAGUCGACAUGUAGUCCACAUACAACCAAAGUCUUAUAAAUGAACUAAAUGGUUUAAAAGAAUCAAACUUUUUCAUAAAGAAAAAAGAGUCUCUAAUACCUAAAUAAAAUUAAAUCAUGUGAACUUGAAGUUAGAACUUUAACUAAUAAACUAAAUAAAUAGCUUCAGGUAAUAGAUUUAUCGAAUGAGACCAUGAGAGAUAAAAUAAAAGAACUUUCUGACAAGUGCAAAGAGUUAUAUGAUGUACAAGUUCAGAUUGUUAAACUUCAAAGAAAAAAUAGAUAAAUUUAGAAACACAUCUUUUGUAAUGAAUGAAAAAAAAAAACAUUUAUGCUCUUUAGAGACGACAUCGUCUCUAUAGAUUUUUCUUUAAAAAACAUUUAUGUUCUAUGGAGACGACAUGUCGUCUCUAUAGAUUUUUCUUUAAAAAAAACAUUUAUGCCCUAUAGAGACCACAAGUCUUCUCUAUACGUUUUUCUUUUAAAAAAAAUAAAAAAUUAAAAAAACUAUUAUCUAGAUAUUGAAACCAAAUAAUUCGCACAAUACAACAUCUACAAAAACAUACAUUAGAAUCUUUGAAGUUGGAAAAAACAAAGCCCACUUGUACAGGUUACAAAUCAUUUGGGAACUUAUACAUAUUCCCUAUUUGAACAAUUUACAAAGAUACAUUAUAACCUUCCAAGUUAAUUUAGUCAUUUCUAAUAUAAAAGGAGAUACAAACUCACAUGCCAGCCAAUGCCUCAACAGAGUAGCACGUAAGUAGGCAGUGGUGUUGCAAUCAACAACCGAGAUGCAACGGUAUAUGCACCAGUUCUGUUACUAUACGGUUUGUUCUUCAUUAUUAUUCUACUGAGCAUCAACCUGAUACAUAACCUGAUUCAAAAGUUAAAUAUGUGUGGCUAAUAUUAUAAUUCUAGUGAGCAUCAAUUGAUAGUGCAAAAAGUGAAAUCACCAACCUUUUUAAAGUAAGGUAUAUAGUACAAAGUUGCAGGAGAGAAUUCAUAAUCAUAAUGCCUUGAUUUUGAGGACCAACAUAACGGGUUUCCUUUAUUGUACCAUUAUCUUUAAAUAUACAUGUCUCAUGCAUAAGAUAACCUUUGUGAGGGUCAAGGAGCUCAUUAAGUAGCAUAAACGAGGUAAUACCUAUUAGAAUUAAUAAACUCGAUUAUAUCAUAUUUAGUACAUUAUUAUGUAACUGUGUAAUUAAUUAUCUUAUUAUGUGUGUAUUUACCGAAUAUUAUCGAAGGGGUAUGUGUCUCAAGAGGCACCGGUUUGAAUGACAGUUAUUGGCGCCAAAAGUAACUGCCAAAAUAACCACCCUUUCAUUAUGUAUAUAAACAAUAUUACCGGUAUGUUAACCGGUACCAAGAUAUUAACUAUAAUAUCCUUUCUUUCGUUUUUUCGGUUUUCUAGUGUUGUGUAUUAUCCGACUGAUUCACCAUGAAAUCCAAACAUGUUUGUGAUGAAUCAAGUUCUGGUUAUGAUGAUGAUGUGCAUGAUAAACUUCCGCUGCCAACAAGUGGUAUCAGAGCCACAUCAGAUUAUAAAGGAGACAAAGCCUACACGUCUGCAUCGGUGCUUCCAUGUAAGCAUUGUUCUGAUGAACAAAGAGAAAGAACAAUGGCCAAGGUCAUAUAGAAACGGUGUUACUACUGCAAUAUGCCAGGACACCAAAUAGCAUUCUGCAAAGAAAAAGAAAGCGAUGAAACAUCUCUGUUGAUCAAGCAAGCCAUAGAAACCGGUACACAAAUUCAAGAAGAAGACAACGUUAGAGACUCAGAAUUUAUCAUUAGUGGUACCGACGGUGGUCUUUGGCCAGAAAUAUGGUAUGUGAGUACAAAACUCAAACGUCAUUUUUCCGGCAAUUUAGAUUCUUUCAAAAGAAUUAAAAACAUUUAUGGUGUUGAGACAAACACCGGGGAAAAUCAAUUUUUCUUUAUACGGGGCAUAGGGGCUGUGGAUGUUAUAUCCGGGAGUGAAAAAAUUCGAAUCCAAAGUGUGUAUUACACACCGGAAUUGGAUAGAAAUAUCCUCAGCCUUGAUCAACUCAUAAUACAGGGCAUCACAGUCAAGUUUAACGGUGAAAAAUGUAAACUGUUUCCUAUGUUUAGCGCACCACUUCUGAAUAAGAAAAACAUUUUAACGGGAUUAACAAGGGAGGAUGAAAUUGGUGCAAAAGAAAAACAGUUUAUAAUUGAAAACGAAUCCUAUCAUGAAACAUUCAAGUCCAAUUACUUGAAUGAUUAUUUCGAAAGGUUAAACUUAUCUUCCAAUGAACCUGAUUGGAAUGUGAUGAUUCUGCAAUUCAUGAAAUUCAAUGAAUUUCAAGAUUGCAAGGCCUUGUUAGAUAUGUUAGAUGAUGGUGAAUAUGUAAUGAAGUAUAAGUAUGAAAUAGAAGGGAAAUUCGAAGAAAUGAUCGACUGGUUUUUACGAGUAAAAAUGGGAAUUAAUUCAAGACCGAUGCCAGUUUACAUGAGUAAUAACAAGAGGGUGAAUAUGCUGGAACUAUCUAUGAUAGUCAAAAGGGAAGGUGGUCAUCGUACUUUAACUUCAAAUAACUUAUGGGCAAUGGUCUCUAAAGAUAUGGGUCAUGAUUAUGAAGAUGGAGAGUACAUGAGGAUAGUUUAUGCCAUGUACCUGGAUGUUCUUAUAUACUAUUAUAAGUUCAAAUCAACUCAAGACAAUGUAAGAAGUGAACAAACUCAAGGAGCAGCAAGACAUGGCCGGAAAUGGAGGAAGAAGAACGGUAAGCACUGGAGGUAUACCGGAUGAUGAUAGGGAACACUAUGCUCUUUUCGCUGGGAAUGAUUGGAGAGGAAUGAAAAAGGCACAGAAGCAGCGAAGAUUUGAUUUCCGACAAGCUGAAAAGGCUGUGAACGAGGCCAACCGAAGCGUUUUAAUGAAUUCCCAUGGAUAUAAUCCAGUUUAAGGGGGCGUAUUAGAAUUAAUAAACUCGAUUAUAUCAUAUUUAGUACAUUAUUAUGUAACUGUGUAAUUAAUUAUCUUAUUAUGUGUGUAUUUACCGAAUAGAAUAUUAUCGAAGGGGUAUGUGUCUCAAGAGGCACCGGUUUGAAUGACAGUUAUUGGCGCCAAAAGUAACCGCCAAAAUAACCACCCUUUCAUUAUGUAUAUAAACAAUAUUACUGGUAUGUUAACCGGUACCAAGAUAUUAACUAUAAUAUCCUUUCUUUCGUUUUUCGGUUUUCUAGUGUUGUGUAUUAUCCGAUUGAUUCACCAUGAAAUCCAAACAUGUUUGUGAUGAAUCAAGUUCUGGUUAUGAUGAUGAUGUGCAUGAUAAACUUCCGCUGCCAACAAUACCGCAAUAACUUUAUGAUGUGUAUCUGCAGGGUAAAAUGUGGAAAUUAUAACACUAGUAUUUUCUUUUUCUUGUUAAUGUGAGAUAAAUAGAUAACUAAGGCCACCCACUAGAACUAAAAGUUAUUGUAUAAAGUUUAUGCGGAAGAUCCGAUGUGAAAUUUUAACCACAUUAAUGAAAGCAUUCAAGCACAAACAUAAGAGCAUGAUCAGAGAGUAUGGAUGAAUGCUGAUUGUUUUCAACACAUCUACUAAAGAGGCGAAAAAUUUACUAAGUUAUCGGGUUAUGCGUCAUACCCGGAUCCCCGACCUGAACCUCAUCACAUUUCUUUAAGCUCAAACAGAACAUGUUGGUAAAGAGGGCUGACCUGAACUUCGCAUGUGCUUCGUUUGUCGCCUGAACUCGCAACCCAGGCUCACUGGAGGUGUGUAUCUAACCAUGGUUGUCUUUAUUUUAACUGAAAAACUGGCAUUCAAGCAUGGGGGUGCUCAUCGGAACGCUAAUCCCCACUGUCCUCGCCGCCGCAUUGGAGCAAAUCCCCUUCGCCACUGUCGUCAGGUCUCACACUCGUAUACCAUCGUGACACCUCCGCAUCUUGUAUACAUUCCGGUAACCCUAAUCGUCGUACCAUACUUCUCAAACUGCCUGUUGUUUUUUUAUUCGCCAUUCAGGUCUGCGACUCCCUCUCUAUCGUCACUGCAGUACUGCAAAAAAAAAAAAAAAAAAAAAGAAAAAAAA